GAACUACGUUCCUCGUGUAUAUAUUUAUUCUGGUAAAUGUCUAUGUCUAUGGCUGUAUGGGCGUCAUCUCCUUUUGCCUGUUCUACGAACAGAGUAAAAAAAAAUGUCUAUGGUCUGGGAGCCGGAGCCGAGUUCGAGUUGUCAAAUUUGCUAAAGUUUAUGCAUUGUACCUACUACAUGUUCGUCGGAUAAUAUAAAUGGUUUUCUUCUCGUAAAAUGUUAGAUUUUUCAUUCCAUUGAUUUGAUUCUAAUAAGCAAUAAUCAUAUAUUUUACGUGUUACGGACGUUUUCUUGUUAUUUGAUUAAACCCUAUCGACAAGAUGUCUAAGUGGCAAUCUGAACGUAGCAUCCACGAAAUGUUGAAAGAUACACCACCGUUGCGCGAAUCCAGUGACUCCAUCACGUCUGGGACGGAACCCAAGUUUCCCACUUCACGCUCCAUGCCUUUCCCACCAGCCUAUGCACCUCCAGAUGUCUCUCAAAAUGGUGCAGCAGGCAGUAGUACCCUCCUCCGUGCUGGUUCUACUAAGCUUGAAACCUUACGGAACUGGGGAGUUUCCACAUACAAGUGCACCAAACAGAUCCUCUACGAGAAACUUGGCAAGAGUUCCAGGACAGUAGAUACAGAGUUGGAGGCUCAGAUUGAGAUGUUACGUGAGACACAGCGUAAAUACAAUGGGUUGCUAAGACUGAGUACAACUCUAACGGCCCAGUUGGCUGCGGCGGGGGUGACGCAGCGCGCCCUCGGCGAGGCGUUCGCGGAACUUGCACAGAAAUCUCCGGAAUUGCAGAACCAAUUUCUCUACAACGCCGAUACGCAGCGCUCUCUGACCCGAAAUGGUGAAACCCUGCUAGCGGCACUGCAUUUUUUCAACAACUCACUUAAUACUCUUACCAAUAAGACCAUAGAGGACACUCUCUUAACUAUUCGACAAUAUGAAGCAGCAAGGGUAGAAUAUGAUGCAUACCGCAGCGAGUUGGAAGCUAGUGGUGGCAACCCACCCGAGCUGUUGUUGGCUAAUAUUGAGAGACACCGCAGGCACUAUGAGCGGCUGCGUGAUGAUUCUGCAGUCAAGCUGAAGUUACUACAUGAGAACCGGGUGAAAGUGAUGAACAAGCAAUUGUUGCUGUUCCACAAUGCUGUCUCUGCUUACUUCAGCGGGAACAACGUGGCGCUUGAAGCGGCGGUGCGCCACUUCAACAUCCACACUCCCACCCCCACCUCUCCCCCACCCCCAGUCAUCACCCCCACUGCCCCACCGACUGCUGCCCCCACUGUACUACCCAGGACUGCAUAAACACGUCAUCUCAUAUUAUAAGGGCCAAGCAGAACUUGCUUUCUCGGUUGCAAUUUAAGCGAAUAAUUAUAGUAUUAGAAUAACGACGCGCGCACACAUCCCUCUGUGUUGUUGUAGGAAGAUCGCUUUUUACCAAUUUUGUAACAUUAUUAUGUUUGGCCCAGUGUUGACUUUGUUCUGUAAUGAAAUGCGAGCAUUGCGAUUGCAUAUUUUUGACUUAUAUAAGAUCUAAAGGCUGCCAGUAAUUUGUAUUAUGGUGCUUAUAAUAUGUCGACAUAAUCAAUUCUUUAUACUUGUCUUAUUUUUAUUUAUUGAAAUGAAAGUAACAUAAACAUGCCCACUUUAUUUAAUUACAUAACUAAAUAGCCUACAUACAACCCGCUGUUGGGCACAGGCCUUUUGUUGGAUGGGCCUCCCCCUAAAUCAACCGGAGGGGGUAUGGAGCAUAUUUCACCACACUGCUCCAGUGCGGGAGAGUAAUUAUUUACUUAAUCAAUGUAAAUCUAGACACGCGGUCGCGUGUCAAGCCAAGUUCAAGAAACAGAACUGGCGAGCCGCACCGUGUGUAAUAUUACACGAACCAUUUGGAGCCACUUUUGACCCCCUCAUAAAUCAAAAACUAUUUCACAUAAACGUAUCAUUAAUAUUCAACACUUCAUUAAAAGAUUCUCCACAAUAAUGACUAUACUAUAUAUGGUCAAUGGUGAUGAGAUUCAGUCGACAUGUGUUAGCUAUAAAAUGGGACAAGUAUAAACAGAUUUUACUAACACAUUCCUUGUGAUUGAUAAUAAAAUUCAAUAACUUAUAUAAAUCUGGUCUGGCAGCCUUGGAGUAUAGACUUUUGUGUGAUAUAAAUAGGAUAUUUAAAAUUAGUAACAGUUUCAUCAGAAAUGGAUGAGUGUUCUAGCUAAAAUAUUCUUCUCCAUUUUGUAGCUCUCAUCCCUAUCUGAACGAAACAAAUUAAAUUGAUUCGUAUUUUGACGAUACUAUAAGAUAUUUAUUUCGGAAGUUCUAUUGUUUGUGCGUAGUUAAAGAUCAACAAAGAAAUGAUUUCUGUAUAACAUAAUGUUAGAAGUUUUUUAUUGUUCAUUGUAACGCAAAUUAUUUAAUUUGAGUAUUAUAUUUUUUAAAUUAUACAAUUUAGUAGGUAGUUAAUAUUGAGGAUACUUUUGUUGGAUGAAAUGCUUUUACGUAAAUGUGUAAGAUAUUAUGGACAAUGCGUCAUUCCAAUUUUUAUUGCUUGCCAGCACUGUUUUGCGUAUAUUUAAUGGAACAUAGGAGCAAACUAGUCUAUCUGUCUGUUUUUUAACCAAAAGCGUGUUUUUGAAAGUUCAUUAUUAUAAUGUGUAUGAAAAUUAUUGUAAGUUUUCAAACUAAAUUAGAUUAUUUUUACACAAACAGCUUUAGAUACAGCUGGAUCAAUAUUAACGAUGUAAAUUCGUAUUAAGAUUGUUAUCAACACAGGCAAAAGAUAUAAUAAAAGAACAUUAAUUUAGUUCAAUAUGUAGCCACAAUGUUUAGUCUAAUUUCGUAGCUCAAAUUUAUCCUUCCAAUAUAUAAAGUAAUUUAAUGAGUAAACUUUUAUAUUCAUAAACACCAGUUUCAAAUUGUAAUGCAUAAUAAAAAUAAUUAUAAUCGUAAUUACAAUGGUAAUUUCCAAAGAUCUUUAAUGUUAACAUCAGAUAUUAUAAUGUAUGUGUAGGGUAAAAUCACUUAUCAGUAUAAAAUUGAGCUACAUAAGUUAUUUAUGAAGUCUUAAUAUCGACCUAAUGUGCACUGGCAUUAGCAAUUAAUUAAUUGCCAUCUUAAUAUUUGUUGCUACAAAGUUCAUAUAGAUUGUGUUAUCUUGUUCCUUAUUUUAGUCUGAGGUUUAUGGAAGUAUAUUGGAUACUGCACUAUUGUGAGAUCUCUUUUGCAUGCAGAUAUAAUUUGGCUGUCUCUGUGCGGCCUAUGGUUUAGUACAAUCAAAUAAGGUGAAGUAAUAAAAAAGUAACAAACUGGAAAUUUGUAUUUGUAUAAUACUUUUGUUUUGCCUUUUUCUUUGUUGGUUUAAAAAGUCUCAUAAAAUCUUGUGUCAGCAGGUCAAUUCCUCGAAUCUAACUUAAGCUUGGAAUUCAUAAUCAACAUAAUAUUUUUCGCCUCAUUUAAAAACGAUUUUUAGUCAAUAUACAAGAUGACAAAACAAAGGUAUUUAUAUACAAAUUUUCAGCUUAUUACAUUACCUUUCAUUCAGAUGUUGAAUCCUUAUUUGAAUAUAGAUAAAAGUAUUUGUGUGAUGUAGAAGGAUAUAUUCUAAUAGCUAGUCAACAAGGAUCUUUCUUUUAUAAUGUUCUGUCAACAUGAUUAUUAAUUUAUACAUUAUUAUAGAAUCUAGAUUUUACACUUAAGAUUUAAGAUUAUUCAACAUAUUUAUCAUAUUUUAAGGAGUGUAAAAUAGAAUCACUUGUACUUCA
Pectinophora gossypiella (pink bollworm) is the source of this 3751-nucleotide messenger RNA. RefSeq names its product arfaptin-2 (gene Arfip). Gene Ontology annotation, molecular function: phospholipid binding; protein domain specific binding. Bases 321 to 1298 code for a protein of 325 amino acids. The record is from RefSeq and is a predicted model, not a curated record. The transcript is spliced from 7 exons. Lineage: Eukaryota; Metazoa; Arthropoda; Insecta; Lepidoptera; Gelechiidae. Gene Ontology annotation, biological process: intracellular protein transport; regulation of Arp2/3 complex-mediated actin nucleation. Gene Ontology annotation, cellular component: trans-Golgi network membrane.